AAGCACAAGUCCCCUUUACCAGCUAUCCUGCUCAUUUUCUCUGCAUCAAACCACUAUUCAGCGAUCAUGUGUUUACAACCUGAGCUGUACGACCGUCCGUCUACAGGGGUUUUGCGUAUAGCGUAAGAACAGAACGCCCACAACGCUUCACCGACGACCUGAUCGUGGAGUUCUGCAAAAGUUGCAAAAAGAAAUCGGUGAGUGUGGUCUGCCUAUUAUGGAUAGCUGCUGAAGAAGGAAGUUCAAUUUCCGCAGAAAGCUAAACGUUUCGUCGGUCAGCAGUAUACCUGAAGAACUCGGCGAGGUGCGGACGGACGGCGAAGCCGUCUCUAAUGGCACAAAACCAUCUGUGAUACAGCUAUUCUAAUCUCUCGGCAACAAUAACAAUUAUAAUGAAGUGCAGAUAGGCAGCAGCAGCUAUAGAGAGAAGGAGUGUGAGGAGAGAUAGGCAUAUGGAACGUGGUUCGAUUAGCUACUGCACGGCAAAGAAGUGCGAAGAGGUUGGUGGAAGAGGUGUUGUACGUGAGAGUAAAAGUUGGCAGAACCAACGAACCACACACUGCAGCUACAGUACGGUACAGUUAGUCUAGUCUACCUCGCAUCGUGUCACGCCCGAACGAUCGCCCUUUUUCCAGAUAUUUAAAAUUAAACCCAAGUGUGUCACGGCAAAGUAAUAAGAACAAACAAACUGUGACUCACACAGCGCGGAGAUCACCGAGAGUUGCAUCAGUGUGAAAAUCAUCGCCACUUGAGUGAAUUACCGUGGGUAAAACGUGCCGCGUCGCGACGCCGCAGAAUCACAUCUAUAGGGCGUCAUUGGCGAAACAACAAACAAGUGGUGGAGCUGGUGGCCCAGGCGGUUGAGGCGCCCGGCACCGCGGAGUAGAGUUGGACCAGAGAUGGCAGUUUCGAAAUUCAGCGACGUCGACGAGUAUGGCUUCAAACGGGAGCCCGACUUUGACUACCAGUCGUACGAGAACAUCAUGUCCAGCUACUACACAGUCCUCACGACUCGCAGCAUCAAGUGGCAAAAGUUCUCCAAAAACAACGCCGACAUUCUGGGCAACCCACGCAAGCUGAAGCGUUUUAUUCGGAAAGGCGUUCCGGGCCCGUUGCGCGAGGAAGUCUGGAUGAAAUCUUCCGGAGCUUACGCGAUGCAACAGAAGGAACCCACGCUGUACCAGACGCUGCUGCGGUACGAGUACGAUCAGGAGAUUUCGGAUCAAAUAAAAAUCGACCUGCCGCGAACAUUCCCGGACAACAUCCACUUUGAGCAGUACCAGCUCGGGCUGUAUAACGUGCUCAUAACGUAUGCACAUCACAAUACGGCGGUCGGUUACUGCCAGGGAUUGAAUUACAUUGCCGGCCUAAUACUGUUGGUGACCAAGAAUGAAGAGUCGACAUUUUGGCUGCUCAAAGUGCUCGUGGAGGACAUCGUUCCGCUGUAUCACACUAAGAAGAUGGAUAAUUUGAUUACGGAUAUCGAUGUGCUCAGCGAGCUCAUUAGAAUACGCAUACCUGAUGUGCAUAAACACAUUUCCGAUUUAGGACUGCCCUGGCCUGUGAUAGCCACCAAGUGGCUCAUCUGCUUGUACGCGGAAGUGGUCCCAAUCGAGACGGCACUCCGGAUAUGGGACUGCGUUUUUCUCGAGGGAAACAAAAUUUUGCUGCGGGUCGGCAUAAGCAUCGUGGUAGGGCUGCGGCAGGAAAUCCUCGCCACCGACGACAUAUCGGAGCUGAUUGGCCUGUUUCGGGCGCUGGAGAAGAACCCCACGCUGAUGGACUGCCACCGGUUCGUGGAGAGUGUGUUUAAGGUGCCGGGCACGUUGAAGCGGUCCCAGAUUGACGCUCUGAGGCGGCAGAUUUACGAGCAGCGCAAGGCCGACAAGCGGAAAGGCUCCUCCUAGGGUUUGGAGGACUAUAUCCAGAAGAGAUAUAGGCUGAACAUCGUGUAAGUUGGGUGCGACUAGUUUUCGGACGGUCUUCUUACCUUCCAGGAAGACAGUUUCCCGAAAUCUAGUUGUUUUCAAUUUCACACAAACUUUUAAGCUCUUCAUCAGUGACUUCUCAAUUUCAACAAUGCCCAUUUAGCCUCCGACGAACGUGUAGAGUUAUGCAAAUAGGUAUUCCGUCGGCAUCGUCGUCGUCACGCAUCCUUUACGCAGCAGGAUGAAGAAGUAUAGCAUUAAUUAGUAGCGAACGCCCCCUCCGCGCUCGCCCUCUGCACUCGUGCAACCACCUCCGGUUUCCGCGCGCGCGGCCGCCACACACAAAUUUUUGGCAGCAAACGAAAUAAGUACUUGAGCUGGAAAAGAUUAGCAUCCGAAAUGAGUUUUGUUAUCUUGUCGAUUCGGUGGGUCGCACACAACAUGUGGUUGCCACCGACACUACCACCUUCCCAGUUAACAUACGAUGGGGGGCGGAGGUGGGAGACGAUUUUAAUUGGUAACGCAAAUGUCAAACUUUUACGUACGCUGCACAGGUUGUUCCGAGAGGUACGAGGUGGGGCACUGGCGCCGGGGGUUCGUUCGUUUCGAGUGGAGUUUCGCUCCAAAGCAAAGUGAUACAUUUAGUAAAAUCCAAUUAAACAAUAAUAUUUGAAGCGUUUGCUGGAACAAUUAGGACAAUACUCGAAAGUUAUGACGCGUUUGAUAGUACGUAGCAUUGAUAGAGGCGCGGAGCUUUGCUACUCGACUAAUUAUGAUUAUGGAAACUAAUGUAGGAAUAGGUAACUUCAGAAAUAAAUACCAGAUGGGUGAUAA
This is a messenger RNA of Culex pipiens pallens (northern house mosquito), 2762 nucleotides long. RefSeq names its product growth hormone-regulated TBC protein 1-A. Bases 900 to 1907 code for a protein of 335 amino acids. The transcript is spliced from 5 exons. Lineage: Eukaryota; Metazoa; Arthropoda; Insecta; Diptera; Culicidae. The record is from RefSeq and is a predicted model, not a curated record.